GAAAGUCAAGGAGUGCGUCUCAGUGGCGACGUUUUCUUCUUCGUAUUUUCACUUUUUGGUCGCAUAUUAAUAAUCGGAGACGAGAAGUGUAGUUUUAGUGGGAGAAGGAAGAAGAUUGACAGAGAGAGAGAGAGGAAGGAGCGCGAAAAGACUAAAUUGACCUUGGAUCUUCGUCUUUCCUCUCUCUCCGAUUCGUUUUUCGUUGGUCUUCUAAAAGCUUCUUCCACCAUGAACAGCAAGGCCAACGUUUCCAAAGAGCUCAACGCCAAGCACAAGAAGAUACUGGAAGGACUUCUUAAAUUACCAGAGAAUAGGGAAUGUGCUGACUGCAAAGCUAAAGGUCCAAGAUGGGCUAGUGUAAAUCUUGGCAUCUUUAUAUGCAUGCAGUGUUCAGGAAUACAUCGAAGUUUGGGGGUACAUAUAUCAAAGGUUCGUUCUGCAACCCUGGACACUUGGCUUCCAGAGCAAGUUGCAUUCAUUCAAUCAAUGGGAAACGAGAAAGCAAAUUGUUUCUGGGAAGCAGAAUUACCUCCAAAUUAUGAUAGAGUUGGAAUUGAGAAUUUCAUUCGUGCAAAGUAUGAUGAAAAGAGAUGGGUUCCAAGAGAUGGGAAUUCAAAAACACCUUCUGGAUUUCGGGAAGAGAAAAGUCCUUCACAUUGGCAGAGGCCUGUGGAGAGAAGUGGUUAUGCCGCUGUUUCUGAAAAUAAAUUUGAGGAAAGGAAGAAAAUCCAACCAUCAACUGCAAUUCCUGCCGCAAGAAUUAAUGUUCCUGCUCCUCCCAGAGCACCUGAGCAGGUAACUCCUAUUACCAAACCUCAGCAUGUGGAGAAAGUGGAAUCAGUAGCACCACAACCACAAGCUCCCCAACCACUAGCUGAAACAUCAAAGCAGGCUACAGACACAGUUAAAAAUAACCCUCCUAAAGUUGACUAUGCCACAGACCUUUUCAACAUGUUGUCUAUGGAUGGCCCCAAUGAAAAUGGCUCUGAGGCAGCUGCUGCUGCAGAGGUGUCAACAGCUGAGAAGACUAGUCCCCUGAAAGCAGCUGAUAGUACUCCAGCUUCUGCAUCUGGAAUUGAGGAUCUUUUCAAAGAUUUACAUCCUGUGACACCAAGUUUGACUCCAGAAAAACCACAGAAAGAUGUGAAAAAUGAUAUCAUGAGCCUCUUUGAGAAGGGCAAUAUGGUGUCUCCAUUUUCUAUGCAUCAACAGCAGCUUGCCAUGCUAGCACAGCAACAGUCUCUUCUAAUGGCUUCUGCAGCUAAAUCUUCUGGUGGGGAUCCUAGGUAUCCUGCUAGCAUACAACAACCUAGACCCAAUGUUCCUAUCCAAAGUUGGCCAGCUACUGGCUAUUCGAUUCCUGGAGUAAUGCCCAUGGGUGGUCAGGGAGAGUUGCAAAAACUUGUGCAGGGUCAGACUAGGAACAUGACCCCAGCACAUUUUGCAGGGAGUUCUGUUCAAUAUCCACCAUCCAGUUUCUAUGGUAUGGGACAAGUUCCUCCUCCAGUUAACGGUAUGACAAUGGGAGUGAGUAAACCUCAGUCAGGAGCUCCUGCAGUGUCAUCUACCACUUCACAGUCUGCGAAGGAUUAUGAUUUUUCCUCCUUAACACAGGGAAUGUUUAUGAAACAGUGAUUGAUCUUUUUUGUUGGGCAAUGCCAGCUAUGUCAUAUACUACCAUAGAAGAUUAGUUAAAAUUACAGCAGGUGCGCUUUCUUUUCUCAUUUUUCCCUUGACCUGUCCUUGUGGUGUAAUCCAUUUGUAGAGCUAGUUCAGGUUUUUUCUCGUUCAUUUCAGGUGAUUGCUUCAUUUGUAUCCGUAGUUGUAUUCACUAUUUAUUUAUGCACAAUAAAAUUAGUGAUAUUUAUUAUAUAUUGAUAUUCCUUCCUUUGCUUCUA
Molecule: messenger RNA, 1898 nt
Organism: Glycine soja
Lineage: Eukaryota; Viridiplantae; Streptophyta; Magnoliopsida; Fabales; Fabaceae
Product: ADP-ribosylation factor GTPase-activating protein AGD5-like
Exons: 11
Coding region: 229-1635 (468 amino acids)
Molecular function (GO): GTPase activator activity
Source: RefSeq, a predicted model, not a curated record